Molecule: messenger RNA, 1216 nt
Organism: Aspergillus ochraceoroseus IBT 24754
Lineage: Eukaryota; Fungi; Ascomycota; Eurotiomycetes; Eurotiales; Aspergillaceae
Exons: 1
Coding region: 252-890 (212 amino acids)
Source: RefSeq, a predicted model, not a curated record
CCCACAGGCAGGUUGAACUACUCAGCGCUAUAAUUACUUUUCUACCCCCCCUUUCUCUCUCUCUCUCUCUCUCUUGCGAACGGUUUCGUUCUGGUCUAAGUUGACUCUCUCUCUCUCUCUCUACCUCUGCUACCUCUCUGCCUUAAUCUUGAAACUGGACUACAACCAACAUACUAUUUCUAUUCUCUCUCCCACCUCUCCACCUCAUUAUACUACCGGAUCUACAUCUUAACCUCAAAGAAAAUAAAAGAAUGCUGCCAUCCUCCGCAUCAAACUCCUCACAGUCCUCGUUCGAGAGUCCAAUCUCCCAACAUCCCCAUGCCUGGUUUCCAUCCAUUCCUCGCCGCAGAGAACCGCCCAAAUACCCCCGAUACUACGCAACCCCGUUGAAAGAAGACAUUCCCGACUCAACCCCGUUGCAGCUGUAUGGCCUGGAGCCGCGCGAGCCCUCGAUCGCCGAGAAACGCGGCCGCUUUCAACGCUUUUCCCGCGCCCUCGACGACAUCAGAGAAGACAUCACCCUACAACUUGAACCGCAAGCCCUGGCAGACCGCGCCAAAGUCCGACGACGCAUGUCAACCUUCCUGCCGGAAACAUCGAGCACUCCCUCUCUGCCCUCGGCACGACCGGGAUCUAGCGCCAGCUUUUCGGGGUCCAUGUUUGCUUCCUCCCCCAGCGGCCUGGAUAGUCCAUCGGAAGAGGAUCAUCCGGCGUCUGGAUCCCGGCCGCUCUCGAUGAUUUUCUCCCCAGAUGCCUGGACGCCACCCGUGCGCAGACUGAGCCGCAGACUCUCGGUGCUGAGCUUCUCGCAAAAAAGGCACAGAUAUCGCGGUGGAGGGGCUCCCAGCAUUUCGCAGCCGAAUCUGAUCAGCUCCUCAACUCCCAUCUAAUCUUUCUCUCUCAAUCCAUACUAUUCCUGUCUGCCCCUGUCUCAGGGAUGGAUCAGCAGCCGAACCCCUGCAGGAAGAAAUUUAAUAAACGCCUGGGUCUCCCAUCCGAAAUCAGACAUGUCUCCUGUCUCCGAACUGAACCCGCAUACAACCAACCAACCAAUCAAAUCGACCUGGUAUUCCUCCUUUAUUACGAGGAAUAAACCACGAUAAUUGUUUUCGCAUCUCAUAUCAUAUAUCGCCAUCAUCGUUACUUAAUCCAGCUCAUUUAGCCCUUGUCAUUACGCCCCGAUCAAAAGCUUUUUUUUUUUUUUUUUUUUUUUUUU